Messenger RNA from Schistosoma turkestanicum, 1437 nucleotides. The record is from the annotation of a GenBank genome assembly. NCBI's taxonomy places the organism in Eukaryota, Metazoa, Platyhelminthes, Trematoda, Strigeidida, Schistosomatidae.
AUGGCAUGUUGGCUUUUGAAUAUAAGAGCAAUAACUGAGGAUUUAAUUAGUGACGACGAGUUUUACACGGAGUUUAACUUUUGUGAUAUCGCAUUCUGUGAUCAAAAUGUUGCUGAUGCUCCUUGUCUUCGUUUUUCAUCAGAUAACUCCAGACUAGCUACUAGUAGUUUAAGUCAGGCUGUGCGUCCAUCAAACAUAACCAGUCGUCCAUUAACAGGUGUUUCUAAUAAAAAUGGUGCAAAACAAUGUACAGAUUCCAUUGAGGCCGUUAUUCGUAACACUUCGAGACCUGUAACAGCUUAUUACAAUAAACGCCAGCGAAAAGGAACAACUGCUCAUCUAAACAAAGAACCCAUUGAUAUAAGUCGUUUGAAUUUAGUGAAGUAUACUCAAAAUUCAGAAAUAGCAUGUUCCUUAUUUGAAUUUUUAUUCUAUGUUGCUAAAGAAUACCGUGAAGCGCUCAACUUAACAAAUUUAAUAUGUACUACUAAUAAUAAAACUAAUAAUCAGGUAUCGAAAUUACAAUUAAAUCACUUAUCAUAUAAUGAAUAUGUGGAGAUGAAUUGGUGGUGGUAUUUACAACAAGCACGUUGUUUGUAUAGAUUAGGACUUGGACGAGAAGCUGAAUGUUCAAUCAAUCUAUCAUUAGAAUUAAAUCCAAGUGUAGAAUCAUAUACACUUCUAGCAUUUGUUGCUAUACAACUUAAUCAGCCGGUUCGUGCACUUAGUAUUUACGAUAAAGGCUUGGAAAGAUUUCCUCAAGAUAUUGAUCUGUUAACUGGUAAAGCUAGAAUAUAUCAGAAAUUAAACGAUGUCUCACAAUCGGUUGCUUUAUAUAAAGAAAUAUCUCAAAUAGACGAUAUGAAUGUUGAGAGUUUGGCUUCAAUUGCAAUGUAUUAUUUUUAUGAGGAUGAACCGGAAGUCUCACUAAAGUAUUACAAACGUAUUCUGCAAUAUGGAUAUGAAUCAGCUGAAUUAUACAAUAAUUUAGGAUUGUGCACAUUUUAUACUCAACAAUAUGAUCUAUGCUUAUCAUUCUUCAAUCAAGCUAUUGCGCUAAGUGAAACAACAAACUUAGCGGAUAUUUACUAUAAUCUCGGGCAUAUCGCAAUUAAUAUUGGAGAUCUUCAGAUGGCCAAUCAAUGUUUAUAUCUCACUAUUAUGAAUGAUAAUAAUCAUGCAGAAGCAUAUAAUAAUUUGGGUGUGUUAGAACAGAAAAGUGGUAAUAUCAAUAUGGCUAAAGAAUUAUAUCAAACAUCAUGUCAGUUAACUGCUGAUUUGUUUGAACCACAUCAUAAUUUAGCUUUUCUAACAGAAACUCUUGGUGAAUUACAAACAAGUUUUAAUUUAACGAAACGUUCAUUACACUUAUUUCCAAAUCAUAAAGAUUUACAAAAUCUUUUAUUUCGUUUAAAGGAAUUCUUUACUUCAAUAUAA